Molecule: messenger RNA, 309 nt
Organism: Podospora bellae-mahoneyi
Lineage: Eukaryota; Fungi; Ascomycota; Sordariomycetes; Sordariales; Podosporaceae
Exons: 2
Coding region: 1-309 (102 amino acids)
Source: RefSeq, a predicted model, not a curated record
AUGCCCUUGCUGCGAAUGGCUUGGUUCCCGCCUUGUUUAAUCGUUUCUUCAACGUCAAGUUUGAUUGCGGCUUUUCAGCUUUCUCCUUUGUUGCAUUUUCGGACUCCAACUUUCCCGUGUGUUUUGUGUGUUUCUCUGUGUUGCUUACAUUACACAUUUCUCACGACUACAUAUCUGGAUUCCUUUUGUUUUCUGGGGUCUUUCUUUCGAUUUGUCCGCCCUUUAACUGUUGGUUUUUGGGGGCCAAUUGACCAAAAGAAAGCCGCAUCGAAUUCCCGGAAACGCGGGCUUAUGGAGAGCUCCGGUUGA